Molecule: messenger RNA, 4277 nt
Organism: Lampris incognitus (smalleye Pacific opah)
Lineage: Eukaryota; Metazoa; Chordata; Actinopteri; Lampriformes; Lampridae
Product: kiaa0895l
Exons: 7
Coding region: 187-2520 (777 amino acids)
Source: RefSeq, a predicted model, not a curated record
GAGAGCGGCCGCUUUUGCCUGCGCAUCCGGAAGCCGCGCGGGUGCCGACCGGAGGAAAUGGAGGCAAAGAGGAAAGAGAGAGAAGCGCGAAGGGGAGACGCGGCGCAGUGAAGCCGCCCGGGGAUCUCCGCUGCCAGUGUCCGGCGUCAGAUCCUGCUUGUGCUGGGGGGUGAGGUUUUGGUGGUGAUGGUUCUGGACCCAGGUGGGGGCUGUAUGGAUCGGAUUGGGAGGAACAGCGGAGGGGAUCUGCUGGAGACGGAAGACGGAGCGCGUCCACCCUCAGCCAGCGCCGCCAAGAAACCGCAGGCUGCACCCGCCAACUUUAGUCCCUCCUCCAACCCUCAAGCCACACCCACCAACUUUAGUCCCUCCUCCAACGCUCAAGCCACACCCACUAACUUUAGUCCCUCCUCUAACCCUCAAGCCACACCUGCCAACUUUAGUCCCUCCUCCAACGCUCAAGCCACACCCGCAAACUUUACUCCCUCCUCCAACCCUCAAGCCACACCCACCAACUUUACUCCCUCCUCCAACCCUCAAGCCACACCCUCCAACUUUAGUCCCUCCUCCAACGCUCAAGCCACACCCGCAAACUUUACUCCCUCCUCCAACCCUCAAGCCACACCCACCAACUUUACUCCCUCCUCCAACCCUCAAGCCACACCCUCCAACUUUAGUCCCUCCUCCAACCCUCAAGCCACUCCCACCAACUUUACUCCCGCCUCCAACCCUCAAGCCACACCCGCAAACUUUACUCCCUCCUCCAACCCUCAAGCCACACCUGCAAACUCUAGUCCCGCCUCCAACCCACAAGCCACACCCACAAACUCUAGUCCCGCCUCCGCCCCUCAAACCACACCCAUCAAAUCUAGUCCCACCGCCACACCUCGAACCACACCCAUCAAAUCUAGCCCCCCCUCCACACCUCGAGCCACACUCAUCAACGCUAGUCCCUCCAAACCCCGAGCCAUAGCCACCAACUCUAAACCGGCCUCCAAACUGCAGGCCACACCCACCAACAACUCUGGUCCUGUCACAAAAAAGCAUGUCACGCCCACCACCAACUCUAGCCCCGCCUCCAAACUACAAGCCAAAGUCCCCGGUGUCCAGACCCAGACGGGGCAGGUUUCCCACAACGGACCUGCGUUCCAUCCCGAACCCUCUGGCUGCCGUGCGGCCCCUGCGGUGGAGCGGAGGUCAUUAAAAGGCGGGACGAACCCGAGACCGCUGCUCCGUCGCCCUCUGAGCCUGGAGAUUACCCCACAGCGCCAGCUUGCGGACGGGCGUGUCUUGCAGCCGCCCUGGCGCAGUGGAGCCGCCGCCCCCUCCCCCCCCGCCCGCAGCUUAACCAGCCCCAGCCUGGGCAGCGGGGGAUGGAUGCGUCGCAGUGGGAGCACCUGCUCUGUAAACUUCCCCCUGAGGGCCAAAGGUCAAAUACGACCCGCCACAUCACUGCCACAUAUCGCUAGGGCUGCUGGGAACCCCUCACUGCCCUCCUCCCCCCGGCCCUGUUUGCUGGUGGCCCUGCGGCCCCUGAACCUGGAGCAGGAGAAGGAGGCAUUUUUCCGCGCAGACUACAAGUACGAGCCUCAGUUUGAGUACGCCCAGCCGGAGCCCAGCGCCGUGCUGGAAAAAUACAAGGAGGGCUCAGCUCUCUUCCUGGACCAGGCAGUGGGAAUCAUGGAGUGUGUCCUCAGCAGAUUUGGCUCCUAUGAGAACUUCGAGGAGGUGACGGGAGGGAGCGUUCUCCCUAAAAGUCGGGUGUGGGCAGCGGUGAGGAAAUACCUGCAGAAGGAGGGCUGUGUGGGCGAGGUGGUGGUGUGUCUGUCUGAGGAGCUUCUUUCUCAGGCUGUGAUGAUGGUGGAAAGCUGCCGGCCAACUCUCACCAUAAACCUGGCCGGGGCUCGACAGCACUGGCUGGAAGGGAUGCUGAGACAUGAAAUAGGCACUCACUAUCUACGCGGGGUGAACAACAGUCUGCAGCCGUGGGCCACCGCCACCGGCAGGAAGCAGUUUGGACUCAAACCGGCCAAUCCCACGGAGGAAGGCCUGGCCAGCCUGCACAGCGUGUUGCUACGAAAACAGCCCUACCUUUGGCGUGCCGCUCUGCUGUACUACACCGUCUACCACGCCGCCAGCAUGAGCUUCAGCAAGCUCUUCUCUCACAUAGGUCGCUUCGUCCACGACCCUGCCGUGCGCUGGGAGUACUGCCUCCGCGCCAAGAGGGGGCAGACUGACACCUCAAAGCCAGGCUGCUUCAGUAAAGACCAGGUCUAUUUGGACGGAAUCCUGCGGAUCCUACGACAUCGGAGAACCAUCGACUUCAAGAUGCUGACCUCUCUCGGCAAGGUUGUGACCUUUCCCCUCCCCACCGUUCCCCUCCCAGGUGUCCUACGAGGACGUGGAGCGGCUGCGGCACGCGGCGGUGCUUCGCAGGGCCCGGAUUCCUCACUUCAUGCAGGAUCAGGAACGCUACCUGCAACAUCUGGACCACAUCGUCACCAUCAACCAGCUGGAUGACGCUGAGCUGCAGCAUCUUCUACCGUGACCCUGUGACUCCACCCCCACCCCCCCCCCACACACACACACACACACACAGUGAACCCAAGCAGGGGUCAUACGGUGUUCUGUUAUCUCUGACAUACUGUAUACCACUAACGCUUUUAUCUGGACCCAUUUUAAAACUUGAACGGUAUAACCUGUGGGAUACAAACAUAAUCACCUCCACCGACAUUUCAGAUUAUCUAUCACCAGUGUUUAAUGCAUGUCUGUGAGGCUUCUCCCCCUGGCUAGGUAUUGUACGAGCUCCGCCGUACCCUCACUUCUCACUCUGAAGGAACCUCAACGUGCCCUCUGUAGGAGGUGGCCCAUUAUCAUGUAUGUAGACCCCUCCAUGCACACGCAGAAUGUCACUGGACACGAAGCCUGUACGGGAGGACGCGUUCAGCUCUUGUGCAGUAUUACAUUCAUGAUCAUUUAAUUUAUGCAAUUAUUUAUGUUUUAUGUUUACUUUGCUUUUUAUACCGUUUUUUUUUUUUCAGACAACAGACUGAAUGUGCUUGGUAUCAGCUUUAUAUCAAAACCUUUUAAAAGUCAAGCGUUUUAUGCCUUACGUUGUUUGCAUUUGGAAAAGGGCACCAAGGAUUCCCGUGCUAAAGAUCCAACGGGAAACCGUCAAACUGAGACCAUUAAUCUCUGAAGUGCCAAUGGACUCAGACCAGUAUUAAAACUCAGACCAGUAUUAAAACAACACUGGGAACUUUUAUGCUCGGUGUUAGCAGUGAGAUGGCCGACCCGUUUGAUAGAGUAUAAAGAACAUCCUUGGUGGCCUUUUAUUUCGAGGCUACUGUGAUGUGACCCGGUUCUGUUUUAGAGCCAUCUGCCUGGCAAUCAAACUUCUUUUUGGAGCGCUGACAUGACUGACAGAUGACUAUAGUGUUCCGCCAGAAUCUGUGACCCAUCAGAUUAUGUGACCCCGCUUGUAGUUAAAGCGUGCUCUUUGAGACGGGACGUGGGCGGGUUAAAUUCAGGGAUGUUGCAGAUGUUUGGGUGUAGGCAUUAGGCCGGAGACGGUUCGUUUCCGGCGUGGGUUUGGCGUGGUUAAGCUUGAUUAGCAUGUGAGGGGGCAGCCAGAAUAGCCCGGUCACAUAAUCUGACGGGUCACAGACUGUGGUGUAACACCGGCACGGCAUUUUAGCGGCACAUCGUGCCAGCCAGCCAGAGCAGCUCCUUCUUCUGGCCGGGCGUGAGACCGGCGGGGUACGGAUUUGAAAGCAGGGGUGUUGCAGGCGUGCCUUCGAUGGGUUCAGAACUCAUCUGCUUGUAGCGAGCCAUGUGUUUUUAUGGGCUGCUUUUCUCAUAUGUUCAUCACUUUAGGCGUUAACCCAGGGCAUUCGUUUAGCGGCUCAAGCCGUCUGUGCGCCGGUGGAUACACGUCGUAGAAGCCGGACAAGACGGGACGAAGAACUCGAGCUCUCCUCCAGAAUGUGAAACCAACCCACCACCCUUUUUUGAAUAUUUUACCUUUGAUAAAAGUGAACAUGUAACUGCAAAAUUGUUCUUCUGCUUCGUUUACUAACGUGUCUCCAAGGAGAGCAGAAGUAUUUUAAAUGACGAGUAAGGUGUCCGCUGACUCGCUGGCCAGUCUGCUGACAAAGCUUAAGCCCAGGUUUACCUAAACGAAUGCACCUAUUUGUAUUGCACGAAUGUUGCACAUGUACUUUUUUUUGGAUUGGGAAAAUCAUCUUGUACUUCCAGGUUAUUAAAAUCACAACUGU